This is a messenger RNA of Symbiodinium pilosum, 613 nucleotides long. NCBI's taxonomy places the organism in Eukaryota, Dinophyceae, Suessiales, Symbiodiniaceae. The record is from the annotation of a GenBank genome assembly.
AUGGCGGUGACAUCCACAUCUUUGCAAAAGCAGAAGAAAAGUGUGAGCUUCUCUAACGCGAUCAACACUAAGACCUUCGUUGUGCCCGUCAGGUUAUGUAACACCACAUUCUUCGAAGACCCAGAACGCGUUGAGAACGUCAAGGUGCAGACUGAGGCUGCCAUUGCUGCUGGAGAACUCAUUCAUGAGGUUGCAUCGAGGAGACGCUUCAAGAACAAGAAGGCCUGGGCAGGACCUGGGAUGACUUGGGUGGUCCAGUAUGAUAAGAAGAAUGAUUGCGUGACUCACGAUCUCAUCAAGUCUGAGUUCAGAAGUGAACGUAGCGCCCUCGCGUCUGUGCCCGAAGAUGGAUCUGGAGAUGAGGGAUCGAGGGGGGGGAACCAUCAUGAGGGUCAUCAAUGGAUCAUGGAUACGGGGUGUGGGUCUGAUUUGAUUUCCAAGGCCAAAGUUGAGGACCACAAGUUGCGCAGAUCAAAGGCCAAGAAUCCCAUACAAUUUCAGACGGCCAACGGGAAUACGAAAGAUAUGGAUGUGGUUACCAUGAACAUAGUGGAGUUUGAUGAGAGCGUUGAGCCUUACGUCCUCCCUGAUACUCCCUCUGUUCUCUCGAUUG